CUCUUCAAGCAAAAGCCAAAAGUGUGUGUCUCACUUAAUAGAAAUCCAUUAAAGCCACAUUAGCAAAGCAAAUGUCUUCUAAUUGUCUCUAUAUCACACCUUUUACACCAUUUCCUCUAUAUAAAUCCCUUCUUUAAUUUCCUCUCCUCUCUCAUUCUCUCUAUAAUUGCCAUCCCCAUUUCAAUAUUGCAUCAAACCGAGAUUCUUAGUCCUAGUGAUUCCUAGUAACACUUUUCCUUCUGUUAUUCUAAAAUAUCUAUCAUACCAAGUUCUUUCAAUCUCAGUAUGGAAUCCAUCAAACAAGGAAGCUUGGAAACCUCAAGUGAAGAGAGUGAUCACCUUGAACAAGUCAGAGACGACACGGGCAGUAGGUGCUCCUAUGAAUGCACAUUCUGCAAGCGAGGCUUCACCAAUGCUCAGGCCUUGGGAGGGCAUAUGAACAUACACCGGAAAGAUCGAGCCAAGGCCAAGCAACUCACAAGCUCUUCUUCACAUUCAAACAAAUCCAACGAGGAUUGCAUCCCCUCUAGAUAUAUUUCACCAGUAUCACACGAACCAUCCGAGUAUUUCAAAGUUUUAGAGGCUCAAAGACAAAGGAAUUGUCAUAUUUAUUUUCAUCCAUCAUCGGCAUCUAGCCCUAGACACCCACAUACUAAUUUCCAUCAAAGUGAUUUUAUUGCUUCAAGGUCCCAGUCCUUGAGUAUGAACCAGGACCUUUUCGGUGUAAAUUUGAGCCUGCAAAUUGGCCCCAUGCAUGUAGAAGAUGAUGGAAUGAAGAGGGCAGUUAGCGAAGCUGAUGAAUUGGAUUUGGAGCUUCGACUAGGUCAUGAUCCAUAUUGAAUUUGUUUUAUCAGUGAAUUAGCUUGUUAUAUAUGCAUACAGUGAACAUCAUAAAUUGUACAGGCAAAAUGGAUUUCAUGAAUUUAGUUAUAUAUUACUUUCUGUCCUA
Molecule: messenger RNA, 949 nt
Organism: Quercus robur (English oak)
Lineage: Eukaryota; Viridiplantae; Streptophyta; Magnoliopsida; Fagales; Fagaceae
Product: zinc finger protein 10-like
Exons: 1
Coding region: 286-840 (184 amino acids)
Source: RefSeq, a predicted model, not a curated record